Protobothrops mucrosquamatus (brown spotted pit viper) is the source of this 3493-nucleotide messenger RNA. It is a transcript of the gene TBC1D8B, whose product is annotated as TBC1 domain family member 8B. The transcript is spliced from 21 exons. The record is from RefSeq and is a predicted model, not a curated record. Bases 1 to 3363 code for a protein of 1120 amino acids. Gene Ontology annotation, molecular function: calcium ion binding. Lineage: Eukaryota; Metazoa; Chordata; Lepidosauria; Squamata; Viperidae.
AUGUGGCUGAAGCCCGAGGAGGUGCUGCUGAAGAGCGCGCUGCGGCUCUGGGUGCAGGAGCGAUGCAACCGCUUCUUCGUGCUGCAGCGGCGCCGCGGCUCCGGUCCGGAGGGCGGCGGCGGCGGCGGCGGAGGGCUGACCGGUCUCCUGGUUGGGACGUUGGAUGCUGUUCUGGAUUCCACAUCCAAAGUGGCUCCUUUCCGUAUCUUGCACCAGACCCCGGAUUCUCAGGUGUACUGGUCUAUUGCGUGCGGGGCCAGCAGAGAAGAGAUAACAGAACACUGGGAAUGGCUAGAGCGCAACGUCAUGGACACUCUCUCCGUGUUUGACUCCAACGAGGACAUCGUAAGCUUCGUGCACGGGAAAAUUCGAGGCUUAAUUGCUGAGGAGGGUAAAGGGUCUUUGGUCAAGGAAGAAGAUCCAGAGAAGUUCCGGGAAGCCCAUCUGAAGUUUGAGAAGUGUUUUGGGUUGGCCGAACAAGAGAAGCUCGUGACUUACUACUCGUGUAGCUACUGGAAGGGACGGGUGCCUUGCCAAGGCUGGCUGUAUCUGAGCACCAACUUCCUCAGCUUUUACUCGUUCCUGCUGGGAGCUGAGAUCAAACUCAUAAUUGCCUGGGAUGAAAUCUCCAAACUUGAAAAGACCUCCACGGUUAUCCUGACCGAAAGCAUCCACGUUCGCGCCCACGGAGAGGACCAUUACUUCUCCAUGUUCUUGCACCUUGGUGAGACCUUCCUCCUGAUGGAACAGCUGGCUCUCUACGCCGUCCGGAGACUCUUUGACAAGGAGGGGUUUGAAGCUGACCCCAUCCUCUGCGACCCCUUGCAAAUCACUAAGAGAGGACUGGAGAAUCGGGCCCACAGCCAGCAGUUCAACGCCUUCUUCAGGCUGCCCAGCGAGGAGACGCUGCGGGAGGUUCACGAGUGCUUCCUGUGGGUGCCCUUCAGCCACUACAACACUCUGGGGAAGAUGUGCCUUUCAGAGAAUUACCUCUGUUUUGCCAGCCAAGAUGGCUGCUUGUGCUGUGUCAUCGUCCCCCUGAGGGAGGUCAUCGCAGUUGAGGUCACUGACCACGCCAGCAAGGCCCUCAGCAUCGCUACCAAAGGAGCCCGGGCCUUCCGGUUCUCGGAAGUGAGAGACUUUGAAGCUCUGGUGUUGAAGCUGAAGACCAGGUACAAUGCGGCACCAGGCCCCCAACACAGCACGAGUGGAGAGGUCGGGGUUAGCCCAGAGACCCCCCCGGUCUGGGAGGACUACGAGGGGCAGCCGAUGGCCAGCCACAAAGGCAGCAGCGCCACGGUUAGCACGGAAGCCCUGAUGACCGUUUUUCACCCUCAGGAUGCAGAGAACCUCGAUUCAAAGAUGUUAAAAGAAAAAAUGAAAGAGCAGUCCUGGAACAUCCUUUUCAUAGAGUGCGGACGGGGCGUGAGUAUGUUUCGGACGAGGAAAACCCGGGACCUGAUUGUCAGAGGCAUCCCUGAAGUCUUACGAGGAGAACUUUGGCUUCUGUUCUCAGGUGCUGUCAAUGACAUGGCAAGCCAUCCUGGCUAUUACUCGGAUGUGGUGGAGAGAUCUUUCGGGACGUGCACUCUGGAGACAGACGAAAUCGAGCGGGAUCUGCGCCGCUCGCUGCCCGAGCACCCCGCCUUCCAGAGCGACACGGGCAUUUCUGCCCUCCGGAGGGUCCUCACUGCCUACGCCUACAGGAACCCCAAGAUUGGCUAUUGUCAGGCCAUGAAUAUAUUAACGUCGGUGUUGCUUCUUUACGCCAAAGAAGAGGAAGCAUUUUGGCUGCUGGUGGCUGUCUGCGAACGGAUGCUGCCUGAUUAUUUUAACCGCCGCAUCAUCGGUGCCUUGGUAGAUCAGGCUGUGUUCGAGGACCUGAUCCGGGACUACUUGCCGCAGCUGACGGAGCACAUGACCGACAUGACCUUCUUCUCCUCCGUCUCGCUCUCCUGGUUCCUCACCCUCUUCGUCAGCGUCCUGCCCAUUGAGAGCGCCGUCAACGUGGUGGAUUGCUUCUUCUACGACGGGAUCAAGGCCAUCCUGCAGCUGGGCCUGGCCGUGCUCGACUACAACGUGGACAAGCUGCUGGCCUGCAAGGACGACGCAGAAGCCGUCACGGUCCUCAACAGGUUUUUUGAGAGUGUGACCAACAAGGACAGCCCACUACCUCCAGCGGUUCAGCAGGCCUCCGGGAUGAACGAAAGCAAAACCCCUCACCCCAGAGUGGACAUCACAGACCUCAUUCGAGAAUCCAACGAGAAAUACGGUGAAAUCCGAUUUGAGGAAGUGGAAAGCAUGCGACGUCGCAACAGACUGUAUGUCAUCCAAACCUUGGAAAACACAACUAAGCAGAAUGUGCUCCGGGUUGUCUCCCAAGAUGUGACUAUCAGCCAUAGCAACCUGGAAGAACUGUAUGAAUUAUUCAAGAAAGAACAUUUUCUCUCCUGUUACUGGAAACCAAAUAGUCCGGCCCUAAAGCACCACGAUGCCAGCCUGCCCUAUCUGGACCAAUAUCGGAUCGACUGUCAGCAAUUCCGAAUCUUGCACCAUCUCCUGAGCCCGUGGGCACAUUGUGCCAACCGAGAUUCCUUGGCUCUGUGGACCUUCCGGCUCCUGGAUGAGAACGUUGACGGCCUGAUCAACUUCAAAGAAUUUGUAUCCAUUUGGGAUGUCCUUUAUCAUGGAAGCUUCACCCAUAAGCUGACCCUGCUUUUCAAAUUGCACAUUCCACCAGCUUUUACCGAAGUGGAGUCGCUGAGCCCUUUUAAAGGAGCUCAACUCUCUAAAGAAGAAUUGAUCCAUUUCAGUCAACUGAGUGUUUCCUCUCCUGAAGAUAAAGCAGAUGCUUUAAAGACAAGUCCUGAAAAAGGGAAAGGGAAAGUGGACAUCCAGGCUUACUUGAAGCAGUGGCAAGACGAGAUCCUUAAAAAGGAAGCAAGCAUUAAGGAUUUGCCCCGGAUGAACCAGUCCCAAUUCAUCCAGUUCUCCAAGACCUUGUAUAACUUGUUCCACGGUGAUCCAGAAGAAGAGCUCCUGUUCCGGGCCAUCGCUACAGUUACCGGCCUCCUGUUGAGGAUGGAGGAGGUGGGACGAAAGCUUCAGAGCCCCACUUCCCCAGCUCAGAGAGGAACAUCUCCCGUGGCUGGUCCUACAGCACCGCCGGCCUCCCAGACGGAUGAGCCGGGAGCCCCGCUCUCCAGCUCCAUCCACGAAGGCUGGUCGUUCGCUUUUGAGCAGAUCCUGGCUUCUUUGCUAAACGAACCUGCCUUGGUGAGGUUUUUUGAGAAACCGGUCGACGUCAGAGCCAAGUUAGCCAACGCUAAAGCCACCCAGUUAAAAUCAAGGGCUGGCAUGUAAGAACCCCUAGGCUCACUUCUCUUUCCUCUGCAUAAAACAAUCCGAAACGGGAGAUAACGUUGAGCUUCAAGUUCACCCUGAGGAUUUAGUCCCAUUCCCUUAAUAGCCGGGCAGCGUACACGGCUUUAUU